GCCUGGUCAAUCAUGCUGAUGCUCUCGAGCUACGUCCUCCUCGUCCCAGGCAUCACCGGCGUCCUCUUCUUGGCUUCAACGUCGUUGUGAACACGCUCGGGCAGCGCAUCAGCCUGCAGCCCGACGGGGGCCCCGGGUCGUGCACGGAGUCCACGGCGGGGCUCGUCCGCCUGCUGAGCACCACAGGAUCGGCCGUUGGCGCGGCCCUGGUGGUCUUGUACGCCAUGGUCGUGCCGGUGCUGAAGCUGCUCCUCGUCGCCCUGGGCGAGGCCUUGCGCUCCUCGCGGAGCCGCUCGCGGGUGCAGCUCGCCAGGUCCUGCAUACUCGCCGUGCAGGUGAUCUCGAAGUGGGCCUCGCCCGACGUGUUCGCCUACAUCCUGCUGGUGCACCUGGUGCGGGGACUCGCGGAGCCCCCCAGCAUCCUGACGGCAGCCAGGCUGGACGUGGGCUUCUCCUGCUUCAGCAUCUUCUGCCUCUGCUCCACCGUGUCGUCCCUGGGCACCGCGCUGCCCCCCCUGCCGGGGGCCGGCGAGCGGGAGCCCGCCGCGCGCGCGGCCGCGCCCGCGGCCGGCGCUGCCCCGCGGCGGCCGCCGCAGGGCUCCGCCGCCGCGCGGGGCGUGCUGGUGCUGUGGUCGCUGGCGCUGGGCGCCGUCUUCGCGGCGCUGCUGCGCACCGGGCUGUGCCUGCCCUGCAUGUCCUUCCGGAUCGUGGAGGAGAACCUGUACCCGCCGCACGGGCACGUCCCCGCGUCCAUGAAGCCGAUGGUGGAGGCCCUGGCGCUGCCGGAACUGCUCCGCUCGGACGUUAGCGUCUGGGGCUGCACGCUGUCCCUGCUGGAGGGGGCUGGCCGCGGUGAGGUCAGCAGCGCGCUGGCGCUGUGCAUGAUGGCCGUGUUCGUCAUAGGCCUGACCGUCGUGGACAUGAUGAUGCUCCUGGGGGCGUCGCUGCGCGUGUGGUCGGCGGAGGGCCCAGGCGGCCCGCAGGCUUGCUCGUGCUUGACGGCGUCGAGGGUGCUCAAGAAGUUGUCAAUGCUCGACGUCUGCACCAUGGGUAUCUACGUCGUCUCGUUCUGCCUGGCUAUUUACCGGGAGGACGGCAUCGUCGUCUCCACGGAGAGGGGCGUGACGUUCCUCCUGGCAGCCGAAGUGGUGCACACCGUGGCCUACUAUACCACGUUCGCCUUCGUCGAGCAGGUGGGCACCCAGGACUCUGAGGACACCGUAGAGUGCAGAGCAGAGGCGCACAGCGACGGGCUGGCGGACACAGAAGUUCCCUGCUCGUCGUUCUCGUUGGUCUGCUGCGGCGGGGCGCCCAAGGGCGCUGGGCUGCCCUAUCCCUCCGCGGCGCCUGCGGGCUUCGGCUCGCCGCCGCCCGCCGGCUUGUCUGCGAAGGGCAGCCCGGCCCACUAG
Molecule: messenger RNA, 1409 nt
Organism: Prorocentrum cordatum
Lineage: Eukaryota; Dinophyceae; Prorocentrales; Prorocentraceae
Source: the annotation of a GenBank genome assembly